UCAGAAAAGGUACCUCGCUUAUCCAUCGAUCAAGUCGUUUGUAAACCAUUUUGACAUGUUAUUAUUGUACCGGCGAGAGUUCCAAAACACAUUGCAACGAAAUGGUAAAAACACCUCAAACAAUGGCCAAUUCGCUUAAUUUACGGCGAAUGAUAUGUGAAACGAAUGUGCUAUCCCGUUCCGAUUGUUCGGCAGCAUUAUCACAAGGUGCCACACAGGUAAUGGUAGCUGCGAAUGGUCCCGCCGAAAUCAAGCUAAGAAAUGCUGAAUCGGAAAAUUGUCAUCUCGAGGUGCAGUACCGAUCGAAUGCCGGACUAGAGGACAUACAGCACCGCCUAAUGGAAAGUCUUAUCAAGCGAUCGUUCGUGCGUGCUGUAUCAACACCCGCAUUCUGUCGCAGCGCUGUUUACAUUUACGUUCAGGAGAUGACCGACAAGGGUGGACUACUGGCUUGUUCCAUAAACGCAACCUGUUUGGCUCUGUUAACGAGUGGAAUCGAGCUGAACUUUACGGUAGCAGCCGUACACUGCAUAAUGACCGAGGACGGUGUAAUGAUACUUGAUCCCGACCAGAAGCAAAUGAAGCAACCACAUACCUCAUUUACGUUUGUGUUCGACAGCAUCACUAAGAAUACGGUCACAUCGUACGUGUACGGUAGUUUUACCAUUGAAGAAUACGAGAAGGUGGUGAGUGUAUGCAGAGAAACUGUGGAUAAGAUCUUUGACUUCUAUCGGAAGGUUUCACAAAACAUUACAAAAGUUGUUACAGACGAUAGUUAAUAUAUCUGGUACGAUAAUUAGGAA
Molecule: messenger RNA, 803 nt
Organism: Anopheles funestus (African malaria mosquito)
Lineage: Eukaryota; Metazoa; Arthropoda; Insecta; Diptera; Culicidae
Gene: Rrp46
Product: exosome complex component RRP46
Exons: 3
Coding region: 102-779 (225 amino acids)
Biological process (GO): nuclear mRNA surveillance; rRNA catabolic process; U4 snRNA 3'-end processing
Cellular component (GO): nucleolus; cytoplasmic exosome (RNase complex); nuclear exosome (RNase complex)
Source: RefSeq, a predicted model, not a curated record